AUGUUGUUCUUUGCCUUUUGCGUCAUUGCCCGACUGAAUCCUCGCCGCGAGGCCACGAUGGACGAAGAGCUCAGUCGGUUACUCGGCCUGUUGAGCGAUAAGACUGCUCUCACAGGGGAUUACGCACCACAUGAGCCUCUCUCUAAGGUGGCCAUCCCAACGAAGGACGGCAGCGGAUGCGGGGAUACUUCGGGGACCUCCCCCGACACAAUUACUUCGCAGAGUAUUCUGUCUCCGAUGGACGCGCCAAUUCGAACCUCAUGGUACCCAAACUGCCCGGAAGUCGACGAAAUUCCCCACUUCCGUCGAUUCAUCUCGCAAGUUGCCUCGGAACGGGAGUGGGAACAUGCACGACGAGCGCAAUUCGUGAAGUCCAGGGCCGCGUCCCCACCAGAAGAAUCAUCCCCCACGACAUCAACGACAACACCCGACACAUCUACAUUGCACACAAGAACGUCUAACACGUUUCUCCAUCUGGAUGACAUCUCCCCACGAGAAUGGCCGCAUAUUCCUGGGAAAGACGUGUCGUCGUGGGACAAAGUGGUGUCGGACGUCGACAUCGAGUCGGUUCAAUUGUCGUGCGUUUCCAGGUUGCUUCAGCUGACUCCUGGCAUUCUACGGUACGAACCCAUUGACGUGCCACGUUUCCUGCAAGACAUCACAGCCUUCCUUCGCGACCGAGGCAUUUACGAAGGGUCGACGACAAGGACUCCUUGGACGCUGGCAUCGUUUCGAGCCGUCAUGGUGAUGCUCACUCUGGGCAUUCAACUGCAAUCGGCGUGCAUCUUGCAAGACGUGGCCUUUCUGUUGCUGGACUCGCGGGAUCAAGUCGCGUCCGUGUUCCCACUUCCUUCCCAAGAUCAACGGUUGCUUCAAGCUGCCAUGACUCUCCUCAGUCACUUCCCCACCGCCGACACUUGCGCGACUCGUCUCGCCCUGCCCGUCUCCCGGUGCCUCAUCGGGUCGUGGGUGCUGAAUGCCCAAGCGCUGUCGCACCGCGACGCCAUCGCCACCGACGGCCUGUUUCUUUACAUUUUCAACCGCGCCGGGCUCUUCAAAGUGGGAACGGGGGCCGGGGAGACUGUGCGCAACAUGGUGUACCUGCACAAUCGGUCGUACUGCCGCGGUGGCGACGUCGAGCGCUCGUGGUUGUGCGUGGCGGGGCAGUCUCUGUACUGCCGCACCAUCGCCAUGCCUGGCCAUAGUGUCGAUCGCAUUUCACUCGACCUGGAGACAGUCACGCCUCUGUUUCUAGCGGGAGGGGGGGCGAGGGGCUCUACAUCGGAGGGCGUGUCGUCCACGAGCAUUUACGCCAUGAUUUCCGACGGCAAGUCGCUGUACGCUGUCACAUGUCGGGGCAUUCCGACCAGUGGCGACGUCAAACCGCCAGCCCCUCCGACAUUGCAUCGUUCCAAGACCAAGCGGAAAGAGCGCGCGGCUGCGCUCGCCGUCGUGUCCGCGCUAGAAGCGAACCCGAUUCACGUGGGGGACCGGGUCGUGCGAGGACCCGACUGGAAGUGGUCGAAUCAGGACGGAGAGCCGCCAGGGAGUGCCGGGACCGUCGAGCGCAUUUCGACGUGGGGAGGCGUCCAAGGCAGCGGCAUCACCGUGCGAUGGGACAAGAACCAACGCAUGAACACGUAUCGAUGGGGAGCGGAAGGCUGCUUUGACAUUCAAAUCGUCCACGAAGAUGCUAGUGGCCACAUUGUAUCGCACAAGCCGAUUAAAACCGACAGCAGCCGCGCGUCCGCCGCUUUGAGAUCCACCGCGACACUGCACGAGUUUGUCGUGUAUCGAUACGAUCCGUCGACGUUGGAAACGCACUUGGACUUAGCCGAGGAAUGCAUGCGCGAGAUGCUGCAGAUUCCGUCGGCCAAGACGGACGAUGUGGUGGUAGAGCCGGCCGUGGCACAUGGUCUCUGGACGACGUCGUCCUCCCAUCCCCACGCAGUCGCACAAAGCGACUCGACCACACCUUGGCUGUGUGAUGGCCACCAAUUGGGCUGUAUGGGGCCGACUGGAGUGCGCUAUCGAUGUCUCAACGGAUGUGACUUUGAUUUGUGUGCCAACUGUUUGGAAACCACUGCAAAAGACAUAAUGACUCCAGAUGACGGCAACGAGGAGGGCGGGGUGUUGCUGGACCUGUUGCCGUUCGCACAAGAAGACGACGCGUAUUUCAAAACCGAGUCGAAGCCAACGACCGCGACGACAGACGUGGACCCUCAAGCUGCGUUGGUCGAGCUGCAACGAGCGUGGCAGGGUCAAUUCGGAGCAAAGGAGUGUGCGGUGGCGCUGAUGAAGCAUGGCCACAACGUCGGCUUGGCCAACGAGUGGCUCGUGACCUGUGGCGCGUCCGUGCUCAAGCGGCAGUGUGUCAUGCCCGUCCAAGAGCGUAUAGUGCUGGAGCAAAACAACUUGACGUUCUUGGACCCGGUGCUGCUGCUGGCCGCGUCGUUUUACACGACGGGGACGCAGCUGGGCGUUGUCAUCCCCGCGGGCAUCUGCCACGUCGAACCACCCGCAAACCCACGGCACGGCGACGUCUUGAACGUGUUUUCGAUGGUGUCGGGAUCACUUUUGUCGGACGUGGUCCAUCCGUCGGUCACGGUGCCGGGGGGGUCCCCCAUGUGCUACGAUCACGUCCGCGACCGCUUGAUCGGAUACGCUGUCCAUGCGGCCGUCGUGCUGGAGUUUACCAACAUGGAACAUGCGUCGCCGAUUACUAGUACGACAAAGGAGCCAGCGGCAAACGACCCCGGGGCGGCGGUGUUGUACCACUUGGCGCGGAUUGCCGGGUUGCGGCACCGACUGCCUCCGACGUAUUUCCCACGGAAAGUCAUCCAAAUGCACAUUCAAUCGCUGCUUGGCCGAGGCCCGUUCAAGAAGCGGCAACUGAAGAAGCUCCAGGCGCGGUACGACAUGAUGGCCCCCGAUCCCCCGCAAGGGUACGCAUUGCCGUUUUGCCCGGACGUGACUUGUCUUGCGAAUCUGGCCAAGUACAUUGUGCAAGCUGUGACACUGCGAUGGCCCCCCGACGUGGUGAACCAGUGGCUUUACUUGUUGGUGGGAUUUCUCGAAGAAGCCAUGAGUGCCGACAUCCACUGGUUUUUCGGGUCGUCGUUUAACGUUGACCCGUUGGAGGAUGUGCUGGUGCGGGUAGGCCGAGGCGACUGCGGACCCGAGUACGUGGCCGUGACGUCGCGAUUGGCCCAGCGCGCGUUGCUGUGGGGCUUAAUCCAUCAAGUGUUCUUUGCCUCGUCGGCCAAAUUGCAACAGUUGGCGUCGAUGUGCGCGUCGUCGGACCUGUCACAGGACAACGCCGCCUUUAUGCUGUUGAUGCCACUGAGUCACCCUAGUCGUACGUACCCCAACGUGAGUGCCGCCAAGGCCGGGUUCACUGGCAGUCUACUCCGAACAUUUUCCUCGAGCGUGAUCUUCGUCAAGCGGCUCGUGGAUGCGCCCCAAGUUUGGAUGGACGAGGUUUUGGCAUUGACGAAGAAGGAACAGGAGGGGCUGGAGCUAGACCCACACCGACUGUCGCCUGCGAAGCGGCUGCUCUUUUCCACCACGGCGUACUUGCUGCAACACCCUGAGCACCCGCAAAUGUCGUACGUGGUGGAGAAAUGUGUGACAGAGUGCAAGUUGCAGCUACGCGGAGACGACCGGCAGUUCCAAACGUCGAUGGCGGGGGUGAUUUUGCCUCUGAUUGUGUCGGGCUUGGCGAAUCAGCCGACAACGCUGGCGGUGUCGUUGCUGCCGGUGCUAACAGACCUGUUGCUGGCGAUGGAUGCGUUGGUGUCCACUCUGCCGACAUGCCAAGCGGCCGAACGUGCGUACACUGCGACGGAAUUGUCUGCCUUCUUGACGCCGCCGGAAGCGGUGGAAAGUCCGCAUCCGUAUGGGCUCGGUGUCCCCACCUUUCGCAAGCAAGUGCAGGUCCCGAAUGCGACGGCCUUGACGUUCGACUUUGACCGGGCAUCCUGCACGAUCAACGCGAGUGACUUUUUGAUUGUCACCAGCAACCUCCACACAAACCUGGACCGGUUGUCGGUGGAGCGCCCGUUCCAAGGCGACGCGUACCUGUACGGACCGUCUCCGUGGCCGAGCCUGAGCUUGAACGGGGACACGGCCAUGAUGGUGCUAUGUGCGACGACGCAUGCACAAGUGGACUCUUCCGCCCACGAUAAACUGCGAUACGGCGUCAAGGGUCAAGUCCGGGGGUACGUUGGGAUGACCAUGCCGGCGAUAUUACGCGUCCAACAUGGGCUGGCGUAUCUGUGCAGCACCGUCGCCCAAUCGCUUCUGGCCACUGAAUCCACAACCCACAUUUCGCCACAACACAUGGACCUGCUGGCGACUUGGAACUCGGUCCCGGACGACGUCGCAGCCAUGGCGACGAAUCCGGACCAUCCGUUUGUCCAACGCUUGGAAAAGCAGUUUGGUCGGCUGUUUCUGCGGCAGUCGGACGCGUGGCGACAGAGUACCCUGGCGUGCGUCGCGGUGUGUGCGGCGGUGGCUCGGGUGGACAUUCACGCGGUGGUCCUCGACGUGGCGGCGGUGCGGCCCAUCGUCCAACAUGUGACCGACCUGCAGCGGUUUAUGCUCAAGCACGCUCAAAUUGAGAAGGAAUGGGAGGUGUUUGUAACAGAAGGAACGCCCCGCGACGGCGUCAUGGAGCGGCUGGCUGGGAACGAAGAGCUCGUCCAAGGUCUGUGCUCGUACCUGAACAUCACCACCGAUCCUCCAACGCCCGAAAGUAUAUGUGCCACAUUGGACCAAGUUCGCGAAACUGCUGCUGCUUCUGACGGUGUGAACAAGACUUGGCCAAGUACCCUGCAACUAGUACGCGAUCGGGCUCGGUUGUUGCUGAACCGGCGAGGUCGCCCGUCGGCUGAGCAGGCUGUGACACCGCAGCACCUGACUGCAGUGGUCAAUUUCUUGCAAAGUUCAGUCGUGCCGGCUACUAUCGACUCUGCCAUCGCAGUCCACGAACGAAAUGCCAGCCGUCGACUGUCUGGCCUGAAGGUGCUACAUCAAAUGCUGGGGCAGGUGCAAAGCACGAGCACGCGGCAGUUUUUUAUCGGUGCGUUGCUGCACGCGACGACGAAACAGCCCACGAAAACGAUAGCCGACACUUGCGAGCUUUGCAGUCCCGACUUGGCGGUUCAAUUGCACCAUGGGUUGCGCCAGUAUUUCAACUUGACCAGUGCAAUGUGUGCCGCCCCCGAGACAUUGUACAGCCACAAGGUCAUAUUGGCGAUGGAACUGUGUACGUUGGACGCGAGCCCGCCUUAUUUGUCGUUCGAUCGCGCGUUGCUUCCCCACGUUGUCCGCCUGAUUCUCCAAACUCCACCGACGUGGACCGACUCGUUGAGCGUUUUCUUUCCGAAACAACUCGCCCAUGACGCGUUUACUCGCCAUAUGCACCAGUAUGCCGACAUGUUGUGGAUGGUGUUUCGACGUGUCCUGCUAAAGUCGGCGGGGAUUGUGCCAUUGACCACCCGACUCGAGUCGUGCCACGAGCUGUUUGAGGUAGCCACAAGCGCCCACGACAAGGCCAGAAUCCUGCAUCUCGUCCACGACAUCAUCGAGCCAAACUCGAUGGUGUUGCCGCCGAAUUGGGCCGCAACGGUCGCCAACGCCAUCGACUUUAGCCACGCUCCCCCGCUGGUCCUUCGUGCGGCCCGUCGGCUCUUGCACCGGCUGGCUCCCCCCCAAGACCCUGCCCUCGUUCGACGGAUUCUGCACGGCAUUGGCAUGUGUUUGUCGGUGGAACCACCACCAGCACAUCAACCCCACAGCGACGACGACGACGACGAUGGGUUGUUUGGGACAGUCUUGUACUGGGGAUCGAACGCCCCCACCGACAGUUUGAUGAAACUGGUCAACGUGCUGGACACGCAGCUCGAGCCGGAGAUUCCCAUGUGGAACGUCUCGAUCGAUUCCACGAGCCUCGCCAAGCAGCAACUCAUGCUGGACACGUCCAUCGUCCAUCGCUACGUCCAAUGCGACGGCUGCGGCAUCAACCCGUUGGUCGGCCAUCGCUUCAAGUGCCAGUCUUGCUCCAACUACGACCUAUGCACGGCGUGCUACGUUGCCAACGUCCACGAGAUGGACCAUAUGUUUUUGCGGUGUUCCGACGCGUCUGGCGGCGGCGAUCCGCUGCCUCCUCGGUCCAGUGAAUCGCUGACGGGGGCGCAGAUAUGGAAAUCCAGUCUUUUGCAGUCGGAACUACUAGCCAAGGGCUUUGUGGUUUUGCGGCUGUCGUCUAAAGCUGAAUGCAUCGCCAUGGCCGAAACCAUCACGUCAUCUUCGUUGGGUUUGACUUGCUCGGUGGUGGACGUCCAGCACAUUCGUCGACUGCAAGCGCUCGUUCCUGAAAAAGCGGCGGCGAGUCUGCGCAAUACCGUGGCGGCCACAGUCAAUGCGAGCAUGGAGCAUUGUAAGUUGGACACGUACGCUAUCAAGCAAGAACUGGCGUCUGAAUUCGUCGACUUGGUCCGCCAUUGGCUUCUGCCGGCCUCGAGAGCGUUCGAUGUGGUCGUGACGUGUCUAAAGCUCGUGCCUGGGUUUUCCAAGGGAUCAGCCAGACCAUUAUACGACGGCAUGGGCGCCGUGGCCGUGCUGGGGGGGUUAGUCGAACCGCUGCGCGUCGGGGGGGUUGUCUGUUGGAACCAUGCAAAGGCCCAAGUCCGAGCCAUCUUUCCUCAUGUUGUGCACGUUCAAGUGGCAUCCACUGGUCGAGUGGAACUGAACGUGAAAAAGGCCGACGUCGUCCCCGUCUCGGCAACAGACGUGUCUGCCGACUGCGCCAAACAGCUGGUGGAAGUGCUGUAUGUGUUUGACGACAUCCUCCAAGAGAUUGACGUGUGGCUCAAAUGCGAUGAAGUGAGCACGUUCAAAGCCGACAUGUGCUGGCGCGUGCUCAAGGCAGUCCAAGUGCUCGUGCCGCUGUGGCCCAGUGUCUCAGACAACCAAGUGCUGGCCAUGUACGGGUGUAUUCCACAAACGCUCAUGUUGUUGGCUCAAAAAGGGCCUGUGGGGAUGCCGUCCACGUCCAACGAGCUGGCUCGCGCACUUGAAAUGACGUGGAUGUACUUGCGCAAACUGCAUCACUUUGUGGCUGUGAGCCCUGCCACCACGCAAGUUCCCAUCCCGAACCCGUUGAACGACGACGCCAGUCUUGAAGUGCUCGAGGCGGACGACAAGAAUUCAGCACCGACGUACUGGUACAACAUGUACGCCUAUGCGACACUGGCCGACCUGCCACAGCACCCCGGCCGCAACAAGCUGCUUGAUCACUGGGAACGCCACGUCAUCCCCGCGAUUCAAAAGUACGUGCGCGGGUCGUUCAAGUCGUACGAGAUGGACUACUUCUUUGCCCAACUCCGAGAGCCAUUGAGGGAAGGAAAUAACGCCGCCGCGCGACGCAUCGCGCACACGCUGUGCGAUGGCCACGUGCCCCCAGGCUGCCUCUUUCCUGAAAACGACACGGAUUGGUCGGCGCUGCAGUGGGAUGACGUGGCCAUCGGAUCGACGUACUUCAUCGAGUUGGACGUGGCCGCGGCCGUGCCUGCCAUGGCGUGGUGCCACGGACACAUGGGAACGGUUGCCUUGGUUGACCCGUCGUCCAAGCUGGCGCUUAUGCAAGUGGUGCAUCCGGACACGGCCACCCUGCAGCACUGGUGGCUCCCCGUGUCGCAGCUUCAAGCGGGCGACGCAGUCGUUCCGUCCGUGUCAAAGUUCACGGACAAAGUGGUCGGUGGGAUGCGGGAGGCGGCGAGUCGCGCGGUGUUCAAGAUGGCUCGAGCUUGUGUGUUUGCUAUGGUUGCCAAGAGCCCCGACUUUGUAAAAGUCGACAUGGUGCCCCGUUCGAGCGUCGGCUUUGCCUUGUCCGACUUGCUCCUUGUCGCAGGGGACGAUUGGUCUCCGUUGGCCAAGGACAAGGCGCAUCACCCGAUCCAACAAGCGAUUCACUUUCACGAGUCAGCCACCACCACCACAUCAUCAUCAACCCCCCUAACCCACGCCGUACCAAAACUCAAACGGAAAAAACCCAAAGAUUCGGCAGCGUUUGCAGACGACGUCGUGGCCGCGGCUGUUCCAAACCACGUCAAGAAGCGCAUGGCGGCGCAUGUGUCGAUGGCCCUAACCAAAGCGAUGGACCACCACCGGUGCUUUGUCCUCACGAGCCCGAGUCCCCCUGCGCCGCUCGUGCGACUGCACGUGCCGGACGUGAGUUGGCUCGUCCUGACCUUCUUUGUCCACCCCGUGCUCAUGGACUUGCCCGCGGGAAGCAGCAUGGAAAUCUUCUCGGACGUCGAGUGCACGCACUUGAUUCGGGGCUACUACGGAGGCCGCAAAGGCCUGAGCAAGCUGCCGCCGGUGUGGGUCCCCGCAAACACGUGCUACAUCAAGAUGGCCGCGGCCGAGUUUGCACGGUACAAAGUUCGCGUCGACGGGGUUCACGGGGCGUUGGGAGUCGCCACGUGGCUCAACGAAUGGCUGAACGAUCCACAUCAGUGGUGUAUGUUUUUGGAGCUGGGUCGGUGGCCCCCACUGGUGCAGCAGAUCGCGUUUGGCGCGUUGAUUCCGAAGAUGCCUCGGUCGUUUUCGUCGGCGUUGGCGACCAAGCUGGCGGACCAGUGGAAGGUCGUGUAUGCCGAGGAGCGGCCCGUGUUCUCUACGUACGCCCAGCAGUUGGUCGAAAUGAUGGCUGUGGUGCUACCCCCCUCGGACCCCCAUACGGCGACGCCGGCCGACGUCGUCCAGUCCUUUCGACGCAUGACCAAGUUUGCCGAUGCGUUUGCCGACGAGGCCACCAGUGGAAAGAAGGACGGGGGCGUGGUGGGCCGAGUGCCCGUGGACGAAAUCGCCGCUGUGUUUAAGCGCCUUCAUUCGGAGGACGUUUACACCCGUCGACUACUUAUCCUGCAGAAGCUGCCUCGCACGAUGGACAUUGACGGGCUCGUCCAGGCCGUGUCCAAAUGGGUCGUCCGUCUCUCGCUGGAAUGCUGCGGAGAAGCCGACGAUCAAAGCAUGUUUUCCGCGACAGAUGUGACGCGAUUCGGCAUUCUGGCCCGCGUAUUGUACUGUCCGACAGAUGCCACCGGGUACUCCCGCGGGUACUGCGUCGUGGACGUUGGGCGGGACGACAUGAUUGACAAACUCAAAUCGAGUAUUACGCACACGCCGUUUUACUUUGAAGGCGACCACACCGACGACGAUCCGUCCCUGAUGGCCUUUAUCAACCAAACAGCCUCGCAAUCAUCUCGAGACACUCCAGACCUUCAGCCAACCCCCAUGUGGGCGUGUGCGUCGUGUACGUUUGAAAACAGUGCCGACGCCGCCAGUUGCAACUUGUGCGGGACGCCACAUCCAAACACCACCCAAGGGGGACCUCCAUCAGGGGCGGACGCUGGAUGGACGUGCGCGGCUUGCACAUUCUUGAAUGGAUGGACCACGCCGACUUGCUCGGUGUGCGGCACCGAGUGCGACCAAGAACCUCCACUGCCAGCCCCAACGACCCCGCCGCCACCGCCGCCGUCUUCUAUCAUUCUGCAGGAUGGCAAAGCAGCAGCCGCCGAGCCGCCACCGUCGGAUUUGAACCAGCACCAUUUGUCCGUGCUGACCUUCAACGACGCGUACGCUGCGGGAGAUUGUCGCGAUCCGCGUGUGAAUCACAUUUUGGACGCAUUAGUGCCACAGGCAAAAGCGAUCGAGUUGACGGGCGAGUCCGACCUGCCGACGUGCCCGCGGGAGCGGUACAUGGCGCUGCGUUCGAGGGGGUUCGACCUCCAACUGACGCGCAGUAGCUUCACGUCGGUGCAGCACGCCGUGGCGGCGAUGGCCAAAUGGACAUUUGCCAUGGACGUGCACCUGAUCGAGGCCGCGCUUGGCCAAUGCCAUCGCCUUGGGCUGCCAAACUUGACCCAAAUGUCGGUCAGCCACGUGCAGAGUAUCGUCGACUCGAGUCAGCAAGAGUUGAGUGCGUUGUCCUUGCCCGAGAUUCGGCUUCGGUUUUCGAUCCUCCAGGAGUGGAACGUCCUGCUCGCUGACACGUUGAGUCUGGUGGACUUCAACCACGGUGGCGUCGGUGCCAAGCUCAUGCGGCUGCGAAAGUUGAUCUUUCCCGGCGUGAAAAUCCGCUUUUUCAACUUGGUCCAAGACAACACGGCGGCGGGCGACAAGAAGCCGACGGUGACGCUCGAUCGGUUGCAAUGGAAGCGAAACCCGACCGUGUCGCUGUUUGCGUUGGUCCAGCGCCAGCUCAUGGCGGCCAACCCGCUGUCGUUGCGCGCCAAGCGACCCCUCGGCGCGUCCGACCCGUUCAUCGCGUUCGCCGUCGUCUUUACGGGUGAAAACGUCGUGGGUGAAGGCGGGCCGUACCGGCAGCUCUUUAGUGACAUGGCGCACGAGUGUCUACGGUUGAACGUGUUCCAACCCACACCCAACGCCAUUCUCAAGCUGGGUGAGUGCCGUGACAUGGUGCUCCCGCGGCCGUCCGCCACCUCUAGACUCGAGCUGGACCAGUAUGAAUUCGUGGGGCUACUCAUGGGCUGCUGCCUUCGCACGGGGGUACACUUGCCGCUCCGUGUGGCGCCGGUCAUCUGGAAACUGCUCGUCCAUCAACAAGUGGGGAUGGCCGACUUGAAGCAGAUCGACCAGGCGUCGCAUGAUAGUUUAGUGAGCAUCCAAACGGACCCUACGAUGCUCUUGGAGUCGCUGACGUUUACAACGGUGACGAGCGAUGGAACGGUCGUGGAGGUUGCCCCGAACGGACAAUCCAAAGCCGUGACCAAGGUCUAGUUAUACAACACCGUGGACGAUGGGGAUAUAUAUAUGUAUCUCUGAUACAAUUGGUAGGAAAACGUGACAGAGUACGUACGCCUUGUGAUACAAACCCGGUUGAACGAAUGCAAACCACAAGUGGAUGCGAUGCUGCGGGGCGUGGGCAAGAUCGUGCCUGUGACACUGUUGCCGCUUUGUACGUGGAAGGAAUUGCAGCAGUGGAUAUGUGGCAGUCAAGUGAUCGACAUUGACUUGCUCAAGCGCCACACAAAGUACUCGGCAGGCAUGACGGCCGAGUCACAUCCACAUUUGGAGUACUUUUGGCAGGCAUUGCAUGGCUUCUCCGAGUCUGACAAGCGCCGAUUCAUCAACUUUGCAUGGGGCCAAGAGUCGCUGCCUGCCGACGACGCAGAAUUCGACCGGACGCGUACCCGCCUGCUCAUUAAACCGCCUCCCAUCACCGCGACGGGCCAACCCCAAGACGCCCUCCUGCCCAAAGCCGAUACCUGUUUCUUCAACAUUGAACUGCCCGCGUACAGCUCGGUGCAAGUAAUGACGGAGAAGCUCCAUUUGGCGAUUAACUAUUGCAUGAGCAUGGAUGCCGACGAUCCGGCGGGGCGCAUGGACGUGUACUUUGAGGGCGAGUGACGAGUGUGGUCACGAGAUCACAACCAGGUCGGGGUACGUGUCGGCGGUAUGCGCGAGCACUUCUUUCGACACACUAGACCACAAGUAAUUAGGUCAUGGAUUGCUAAUAUUAAGUUAGCCCAGUCAUUGCUAAUUGAAUUAGCCCAUGUAUUGCUAAUAUUUGCACGUACUUGGUGUAUUUCACA
Molecule: messenger RNA, 11624 nt
Organism: Aphanomyces astaci
Lineage: Eukaryota; Oomycota; Saprolegniomycetes; Saprolegniales; Verrucalvaceae
Exons: 13
Coding region: 1-10809 (3602 amino acids)
Biological process (GO): protein ubiquitination
Molecular function (GO): zinc ion binding; ubiquitin-protein transferase activity
Source: RefSeq, a predicted model, not a curated record